Molecule: messenger RNA, 871 nt
Organism: Eutrema salsugineum
Lineage: Eukaryota; Viridiplantae; Streptophyta; Magnoliopsida; Brassicales; Brassicaceae
Product: nuclear transcription factor Y subunit C-2
Exons: 2
Coding region: 122-652 (176 amino acids)
Biological process (GO): regulation of DNA-templated transcription
Cellular component (GO): nucleus
Molecular function (GO): DNA-binding transcription activator activity, RNA polymerase II-specific; DNA binding; protein heterodimerization activity
Source: RefSeq, a predicted model, not a curated record
GCCGAACUCAGUAACUCGCAUUCCAUCUUUCUCACACUUUAACUCAACUCUUUAGGAUUUCUUCAGUGACAGAGAGAGAGAGGUCAAUGUUUUGAUAGAUUAAGAGAGUCAGCAUUAAUUAAUGGAGCAUUCAGAAGAGGGAGUGAUGGAGUAUGCUCCUCAUCCUCCUCGUGCACAACAACAAGCCCACCACUUCCACCAGCAACAACAGCAACUCCAUAUGUUCUGGGCUAACCAAAUGCAAGAGAUCGAGCAGACCACUGAUUUCAAGAACCACACCCUUCCCCUGGCUCGCAUUAAGAAGAUCAUGAAAGCCGAUGAAGAUGUGCGAAUGAUCUCUGCGGAGGCCCCCGUCAUUUUUGCCAAGGCCUGUGAGAUGUUCAUUCUCGAGCUCACCCUCCGUGCUUGGCUCCACACCGAGGAGAACAAGAGGAGGACCUUGCAGAAGAACGACAUAGCCGCUGCCAUUUCAAGGACAGACGUCUUUGAUUUCUUGGUCGACAUUAUCCCCAGGGACGAGCUCAAAGAAGAAGGCUUAGGGGUAACCAAAGGAACCAUACCAACACUCGUCGGUUCUCCGCCAUACUAUUACUUGCAGCAGCAGCAGCAGCAGCAGCAAGGUCUGAUGCCCUGGAGCACAGGGGAACCAUGAUCAGCUUUAUAAAUACUUUUUCCUCUUUAUCUUCAAGUCAUAAUAACACUAGUUUUGAUCUGUAUCCUAUAAAGGCAGCUCUGCUGGGUAUUGUUUAGCUUGCUCUCUUCAUCCAUCCUGAUCCACCACAACAUGGUGUAUGCUUUCUUUCUUUUUUCCAUUUCUAGUGUGUUCUUCUGUAAUGAUACAUAUUAAUUAGUAUGCUCCCCAGAUGCUCUA